Molecule: messenger RNA, 7898 nt
Organism: Durusdinium trenchii
Lineage: Eukaryota; Dinophyceae; Suessiales; Symbiodiniaceae
Source: the annotation of a GenBank genome assembly
AUGCUGCUUGCUGCGGUUGCUGCAGUUGGAAAUGAUGCAAAUGCCGAUGCGGCCACGAAGGCAGCAGCUGCUGGCCUGGCUGUGGCCUUCCUAGGAGCAGAGAUUGGUCUGACGGCAGAAGAACAAGCACACUUUGCGGCUCAAGCAGCACAAGCGGCUGCAACAGCUGCCUCAGGCGAGUUGGGUUCGUUCGGCAUCCGUGCAAGUGGUGUGGCUGCUGUACUGUCUGGACUGCGGAACAAUGCCUCAUCCACAGUGGCAGAGAUUGCGGCCUUAGCUGCACAGGCGGCAGCAGACACGGCUGUACGCUUUGGCCUCUCUCCAAUUGAUGUGGUGCGGGCUGCUGCCAUGGUCGCAGCGGAUGUCUUUGACCUUGCUGCUGAUGACACAGAGGAUGGCUCUGAGCUGCAUGAUGGUUGGGAUGACUUCGACCCGAUCGGUGCGGCGCCCUCUGAGUCAGGUUGGUCAGAGCCCAGACAUUCGAUCCAGGUUGAGCAUGAGCCCGAGCUUAGCACUGCCCACGAGGUCCAACCAGGUCCUCGGCUACCAAGAGCACGACCUCAACGAGACCAUGGAGCUGCAGCCCCUACACCCCAUGACAACACCCGGAACGAUGUGAACACUGUCGACGCCUUUGCCGGGACCAGCCCUCAGACGGCAAUGAGUCAGACCUCGGACAGUUCCACGACAUGGAAUUCCCGGAAGGGACCUGAGCCUGGCAUCAAAUGGAAGUCGGGCCAGUAUCCUGCUGUCCCGACAUGGAAGUACGACAGUCAGGACAUGCGUGCCUUCGCAAAGUACAAGAAAAAGAUAGCAAUCUGGCAGCUUCAAAUGAAGGCCUACGCCACGCCGAAAGAGCAGGCCCUGUUGGUCUACAACUCCCUCACGGGAGAACCUGAACAAGAAUUGGAACACAUGGCCAUCGAGGACUUCUAUGUGGAGGACGGAGUCCAGCGAAUUCUCCAAAAGCUGCAGCGACCUUUUGAACAACGCCUUUCCCAUGCUGAUCAACGCCUCAUACUGGUGGGCGCGCAACAAAGCCUGGACUUUGAGGCCAUUGCUGAAUGCCUCACACUUCAGUGGCCAGAGUUCAGAGCUCCUCCACCAGUCGUGAACAAAGACGGCAAGGGCUUGGGCAAAAGUGGGAAGAACAACAUGAGCACUUCAUCCUCCUCGAGCUCUACUUCAUUCACCUCCUCUUCACAGACUUCCAAAGGAAGCGGAAAGGGGAUUCCUCGGCGACAAGCCUUUGUCGCGAACGCGACUGAGGCACCACCUGAGGACGAUGAUGAGUUUCUCGAGGUGAUCGACGAGGAGCCCGAGCAGGAAGAAGAAGGCCAUGAAGGCCAUGAUGAGACGGCAGAUGCCGGAGAAGCAGAUGAUGACGGCCAAGAGGCCGACCUUUCGGAGAUCGCGGACAUCCUCACCGUGACGGCUCGCAAGCUCUCUGGAGUGACGCUUGGAAGGAAGUUCACCACCUCCAAUCCAUCGAAGAAGACACGGCUUCCUCCAGAAGAGCUCAAGAAGGUUACUCACUGUUCCGCCUGCGGCGGAUUGGGCCAUUGGGCCGGUGAUGCACAGCGGCAAGACUCCAUUUGGUUCCACGGGAUUCCUUUGGAGGGCAUUCCCACCUUACGACGCUGUUCAAGCUCCAGUCCCCUUGCCGAAGGACUGCGACCAUGCCAAAGUGAAGCGUCGUGGCAACGCUCACGGACGGUUUGCAACCUGCCUCACAUGCCACAUGAAGUGGCGAUGGAACGCAACCGUCGAGAAGUGGGAAACAAAGGUCUCAUCGCCCAGCUCUUCUACGCCAUUGCAGCCAUUGCCGGCGCCAUCCUCAGCAACGAUCCUCAGGGAUUCAGAAGCGGCAAUGUUGAGCAAGGGAGUCAAAGCGAAGCCAAAGCCGACGAAGCGGCCGGGCUAUGCCAAGACUACUUCAUCGGCGAGCUCUACGGCAAGCGCGUCCCAGAGGUUCUGGACGGACUUCAGUGCAUGGGAACUGAAGACGGAACACCUGCCGGCGGACCUUCAACACGAGGUAUGGCAGAUCUGCGAACAAGCUUCACCUCUGGACGCCGAGCCCGCCAACAUGACGGAGUACAUGUUCCUGAACGAGCUCAGCUUCGAGGCUCAGCGCACUUCAAUGGAGAAGACGGCAGAUCAGCGCCGACACCAGCGCCUCAUGGAGCUCGGAGUGAUUCCACAGCAGGAGAUCCACCUGGACGACGAGGGCGAGACCUUCGACUGGUCACUCCAGGACUUGCAAACCGCCUAAGAGGCAUGUGGAAAAGGAGCUAUGAGGUCCUCGAGAUGGAGCGCAAGACCUACCUGGUUGGCAAGACCGUGGCAGAUCGACCUCCUCCGUAUGUUGAUUUGCUUGAACUGUUUGCAGGCACCGCCACGAUGUCUUCAUUGGCCCAUCACUAUGACCUCAUCGCCAUGGAGCCCCAGGACUUGCUCUAUGGCCAGAACUUCAAGGACCGUGCAACCAGAGACCGGAUCUUCCAGAUGAUCAAGACCUAUAAGCCCUGGCUGGUGCCCAUGGGCGUUGAUUGCCGGCUCUGGAACCACUUCUCCAAGAACAUGAAUUGGAGCUCUUCAGAUCGGCUGGCACUCCUCGAAGAGCUUCGUGAAGAGGAACGGGAACUUCCCCGUUUUGCGACAAAGGUGGCAAGAGAACAAUUGGCCAAUGGUCGAUACUUCCUCAUCGAGAACCCUCUUAGGUCUGAUCUCUGGACCCUCGAUGAGAUUCAAGCUUUGAUGCAAGAGCCUGGCGUAUGGUCUACGACCUUGGAUGCUGGGGCCUUUGGUGCUGAGAUAGAUGGCGACCCCAUCAUCAAGACCAUGCGAUGGAUUGGCAAUCAACCUGGCUUGCAUGAGGCCUAUCCAGACCUUCUGUGCUGCACCAUCUUGCAAGAGCUUCGUGGAUUGGUUGCGCAACAUGAACCACAUCGGUUUGGGCCGCCACUUCAUCAAGUUAUGGCAGUUUCACAGCCAACGACUGAUCUCUCCCAAUGGGACAAGCUCACUGAGUACGUCACUAACUGCUUUGAGCGGUCAGCAAAACGACCAUACUAUGUGGAUGUCAAGUCCGACAUGGGCAAAGAGAUUUCCAACCUCCUCAGGAUGGACCUGGACAAGAUUCAUGUCGUCUAUGCACCAACCACGAGGAGAACACCUGUGAACACGACCGGCUGGUCGACUCGAGCUGCCUACCUGUCUCAUGCAGACGGUACACGGGCCAUUGAGAUCGAAGAUGUUGGUGACAUUGUCUUUCCAAGGCAGACAGAUCCUUCUUCAUCCACGACGGCCAUUCCUGGACUUGUGACGGACAUCAGCUUCCCAGGAGCCAAAGAAGUGACGCAAGAUGUCAAGCGAGCCAUUGCCAGGGCAAGAUCAGCGCAUCCAUCAUCAAGACAGCCUCGCCCGGCAGCUAUGCCGCGCAUGCAAGCUGGACAGUUCAAUGAUGAAGUACAGAUGGACGUCUUCUUUGGAAGGACUCUCAACAGCACCACCUUCGGCGUCCUUGGCAUUGUGGACAGAGCAACUGGCUUGGAGCAGGCUGUGUUGAUGGAUGAUCGAACCUCCGAGAACAUGUUCACCCUGUUUGAGGAGGCAUGGCUUCGACCGUAUGGCACCCCUGUUCGAGUUCGCUGUGACCCUGACACCAGCUUCAAGGGGUUCUUUGAGCGGAAGCUUCAAAGCUUGGGAUGCACAGUUGAACAUUGUCCACCUGAAGCUCACCACGUCAUCGGCAUGGUGGAACGUCGCAAUGCAGUUCUGAGGCUGACGCUGGAAAAGGUCAUCGACCACAUGGGAGUUGUGGACAAGCGAGAUGUCAAGACAGCUCUCACUGCGACCGCCCAUGCAAUGAACAACAUGUGCCUUUCACGAGGCCGGACGGCCUACCAAGCAGUGUUUGGUCGCCAACCUCGACUACCAGACAAUGUCUUGGAAGAUGAAACUGUGCUUGCCUCUUCCUCACAGGUCUACAACCCUGUGGAUGAGGAGACAGACAAUCCGGCACUACGUGCUGAGAUGGCUCGUUGCGAGGCCAUCAAAUGCCUGGCUGACAUGAAUGCCAGUCAGUCUUUGCGAAGGGCACUUGUGAGGAAGACUCGCAUCACGAAGGUUCCGGACGUGAUGCCUGGGCAGAGAGUGGCAAUAUGGAGAUGGCAGAAACGUGGAGCAAAGAAGCGAGGUGCUUGGACUAUGUGCAGGUUCCUCUCGUGGGAUCCAAGUCACCCUGGACGGCAAGCUUGGGUUCGGUUGGGCUCUACUACUGUCCUGACCACUGCGGAGCAAAUGAGGACCGCCUUUGGCUUUGAGCAGUGGACUCCUGAUGAAGAAGAUAUAGCGGCCCUAAAGAAUGCCACGACCCAGUUUCAAGAGAGCCUCCUCGACGACCAACGUGGUCCUCCUCCAAAGGAGAUCGAUGAACUCCCAGCGGUUGACGAGAUUGCUGAAGCUUCAACACAAACACCUGUGAUGACAGCUCUCCCAUCGGCAGCUGCAGCACCUGCAACGCCUGAGAUCGAGCAGAUUCCACCAAGGACUGUCACAGUCAAUGUUGACAGCCCCACAAACAUAUACAAGCAGAAGCACGCAGCAGUCAAUGUCUACCAGCCUUGCACACUGAACCAGCAUCUCUUCAUGAAGUACAACCUCACGAAGAACAAGGAGUCCAAGCAGAUGGAUCGAGAGAUCCCUUGGCGGCAGAUUCUUCAACUUCCACCGGCCAUGAUCGACAAGUACCUUGCGGCCAUUGACAAAGAGGCCCUGUCUUGGGAAGAGUGGCGAUCCAUCCGUCCGCUCACACGGGAGGAAGCCUUGGCAGUCUACAAGGACAAGAUGCUUCGACAUCGCGUCAUGAGAUCCCGUGCCCUCUACCGGGACAAGAACUGUGGCCAAGGAACAGUCACAGAGAUGGUUCUCUACUGCCUCAUCGUGGCUGGUCACAACCGCGAGCUCUUUGACACCGACCACGAAUGGGUGUCUUGGUCAGGAGACGCUGCAACGGCAUUCCUCCAAGGCAAACAGGAGGACAGUGAACGACCAGCUCCACUAUACAUGAAGGCUCCAGCUGAUGGCUUGAUCGCCAUGACCUCACGAUCAAAAUGCGCGCUCUACCAGAUCCUGGGCAACGUCUACGGCCUAGCGAAUGCUCCAGCUCUCUGGACAGGUGAAGUCUCCAAGAGAUUGUUGGGCCUGGGCUACACCAGGCACGUCUUCGACCAGAUGCUCUUCUACCUGGUCAAUGAGGCUAAUCAGAUUGUCAGCCUGGUGAUGAUUUAUGUGGAUGAUUUUUUGGGUCUCCACACAAAAGACCAUGACGUCUCGGCACUGCAGAGCCUCUUCAAGUGGGGCGAGAUCCACACCUUCAGCCCCGACAGCAAGAUCACCUUCAAAGGCAAGACCUUGGAGCUGAAGAAGAAUGAAGCUGGGCGCUAUGUCAUGGACAUCACAAUGGAGAAGUUCAUCCAAGGCCUUUCGCCUGGAGUCAUCCCUAAGGGCAGGCUUCAAGAAGAUGAGCUGCUGUCACCAGCUGAGUUCCAGGAGUUCCUGUCAGUAUCCGGUUGCUUGCAGUGGGCUGCAACUCAAGCCCGACCUGAAGUCGCACCAGCGCUGAGCUUGGCAAAUCAUGGAGCGCUCGCAACCAUCCAUGACCUCCGCAGCCUCUAUGAGUCCCUCUCCUACCUCAAAGAAACGCCUUCUGAGGGCAUCAGGAUUCAGGACGUGGCUGUGGGCAAAGCAACGUGGGUCCUCACGUUUACGGAUGCCUCAUGGGCUAAUGCCCAAAGAAGUGGAAGCCAGAUCGCAGUGAUCACUGGCUUGACCUCUGAGGAGUGCAAGGUUCGACCAGUUCCCUUUGCACUUGUGGACUGGCGCUCGGCUCGGAGCGCUCGUGUUUGCCGCUCCACCUGCGCUGGCGAUGAGGGCAGCGAUCGCGGCAGCUACCUGAACAUGUUCCUCAGCGAACUGACGCAUAGGUGUCCUGCUCACCAGGCAGGUUUGAGGUUGAACUACCUCCAAGCCACAGACUCAAAGAGUUUGUAUGACGCUGUGGUACAGCCCAAUCCGUCACUGACGGAUCGCCGCUCGUUAGUGAAUGUGAGGGCCAUGCAGGAAACCCUGACCCCUUUGAACAUGCAUUGGGUCCCCACAUGGCUGCAGUUUUCGGACGGCCUCACGAAGGCCAGUACAGUGCUCAGGGCCACCUUCAGGAAGUGGCUGACCGCACCUUUUGCGGCGCUGGCAGAUCACGCUGAUUUGCAAGACUGGAAGGAGAGCUCCUUUGCUGCUGCCGCUGGAGCUGGAGAAACAGCUCAACGGAUAUCUGCGGCGGCAGGAGAUUCAGGAACCUUGCAGGCGCAGAAAGCUGCAGAAGCUGCAGCAGCAGCUGCUGCUGCCUGUGGUUUGAAUGCUGAGCAUCAGGUCAAAGCAGCUGCAGCUGCUGCUGCAGACGCUGCCUUGCAGGCCAAAGUGCAGGAGAAUUCGCUUUGCAGCAUUGGUCUGGGACAAACCAAGCUGUGUUCUGUCCAUUUCAGCAUCGAUGAGGCCACGACUGCAGAUCUCAUAACGAAUGCCAAGGGUGCGGCAGCAGCUGCCAACGCUGCGGCUUCUGGUGCCAGCCUUCAAGAUCAAGUCGCAGCCGCUGCGCAGGCAGCUUUCGCUGAAGCGGUGGCGCAAGGACUUUUGGAUACCCAGCAAGCAAUUUUGGCAGCAGCAGCGGCGGCUGCAGCAGUUUUCCAAGACCAGGUUCUUUCGUAUGACAGCAGCUACACAUGCUCCGAUGGUGCUGCUUGUGCAGGGAACCAGUGCUGCUCUGCAAGCGAGGCUUGCCCCUCUGCUCAUCCCGCUUUUAAUCAAUGUGGCAACAGCCAUGCUCUGGUGCUAGCAGAUGGGCAGAUAGCAGCUGCAACACAAUGGGCGACAGAAAUCGCAGGCCAGGUGGGUCUUGCUUCCGUGAAGUUUGACUUAGGAGCCCAAGCAGCUGGAGAGGCAGCAGCCGAAGCUUCUCGGGAACGAGGCGACAACUGCACGGAGCAGGCCACCGCUGCAGGGAUGGCUGCAGCAGCUGCAGCAGCCAAUGGCAACCUUACUGCCCGGGAGCAGGUUGCCUUGGCAGCAGCCGCUGCAGCAGCAGCUGCUGCCAGAUCCAGCGCUUUAAACGGCAAUUUCGAGUCUUCCACAAAUUGCUCUUCCAAACAGGGUCAGAUGGAUGCUGCGGCGAGAAUAGCAGAAGCAGUUGCUCGUGCAGCUGGUUUGCCUAUAGAAGUUGUUCAAGCAAUUCUUGAUGCCGUGAGAGCAGCCGAAUGGGAGGCCACACAUCCCAGCAACAGAACCACCACAUACACCUCUACUUCAUCCACUGUGACUUCCACAACAACACUUCCUGUGGUCAUAUGCUUGCCAGAUGAAUCAGAUUGUAGCCACUAUAUGCUACACUCUCAGAGGUGUCAAGCAAAUUGCACCAACGAGGACGAUAUCCUCUCUGGCUAUCAAACAUGCAUCAUAACUUCCAAUACAUCUGCUCGGUAUUAUGGAACCUCAUAUUGCAUUGGAGCGAAUGACCCUGCAGUAGCCCAGGAGCAGCGAGACUAUGUGCUCGGCAGUGUGACAGUCAAUGUGAAUAGCACCACUCCAGUCACGACAGCCAAAGCCCGGGAGGCCUUAGCGUCUCUGAUAGGCAUCCAUCCAGAUCAAAUCGAGGAGCUGAAUGCCACCCUAGUUGGGGACUCCUCAGAUGGUUCUUCGUCCUAUGUCGUUGACUAUGUGAUCAAGACAUGGAGCUUGGAGGAAGCCCAACAACAAGAUCCCACAGCUACUGACGUCAUCAGCGCAUCGUCAAUCCUGUGGUACUCCUAUGCUGUGAGGACGCAGGCCAGCGCCUUUUU